Boleophthalmus pectinirostris (great blue-spotted mudskipper) is the source of this 759-nucleotide messenger RNA. RefSeq names its product C-x(9)-C motif containing 1 (gene cmc1). NCBI's taxonomy places the organism in Eukaryota, Metazoa, Chordata, Actinopteri, Gobiiformes, Gobiidae. The transcript is spliced from 4 exons. The record is from RefSeq and is a predicted model, not a curated record. Gene Ontology annotation, cellular component: mitochondrion. Bases 122 to 442 code for a protein of 106 amino acids.
UCUGGGAAAUGUAGUCUCCCGUCGCAUCGAACUACGUCAGCGGAAGUGUUUUGGUGUGUUAGCUAAGAGCUCAGUAGCAUGUUUGUAGGUCAUAACGAUAAGUAAAACAUUUAACAACGUAAUGGAAAAUACCAAACAAGAAGUUCAUCUGAGGCAUGUGGAGCUGGACGUCCUCAUCCCGAAGAUGAUGAGAGAGAAAGCGAGGGAGCGCUGUGCAGAGCAGGUUCAAGCUUUCACCCAUUGCUGUAAAGAAUCUGGUUUCUUAAUGGUGUUCAAAUGUCGAGAGGAAAAUGCUGCCUUAAAAGAUUGUCUUAUAAAACACUAUCAAGACCCAGUCUUUUUUGAAGAGUGUAAGAAGGAGUAUAUCCAGGAGAAGUUGGAAUUUGAAAGGACUGGUAUCCCAAGCAAGCAGAGAAAACAAAAAUUGCCAACUAGCAUGUGAUGAGAGUUCAUGAUCUGAGUUGAAACCUUUAAUGUAUAAUAUGGGCAGGGGCAGUGAUCAAUGGCAGCAAAAAUAUUGAUAUUCUAAUUAUAAAAAUAAGAAUUUACUUUGGACAAUGACUGCAACUUCUUUCAAUUUUUUGCAAUAUUUUGUGUGUUUCUUUUUUUUAAAUUGACUACCAUUUUGAUGCUUGCUCAUCUUUCAGCUAUUUUACCUUGAAAAACAGGUAUAUUGAGUGUAAAUGACAGAUGUAUAGUAAAAUUGUGUGCUUCAAUAUUAAUAUUUUUGAGUUUAAAAAUAAAGAGUGACUAAUCUCA